UCUACGAUUUGACACGGUAGAAAGUUUGACGUAUACAUUUUGGCUUGUAGCGAUUGGCGAUUGUCGAUGGAAUUUAUUGUCGUCGACGAGUUGAAUGUCGACCGCGGGCCAACAUUCACUGUCGUUGUAUUACGAAGAUUUUAGAUUGUACAGAAAAUAAAACGGUCGGGAAGAUAACGUGACAUUCGUGUGGCCGUGUUGUCAUGAGGCAGUGAACUCGAGUGCGUACGAACUUGACCAGUUAAAAUGUUCAGGAGUAAAAUUCGGAUACACACAUGCCGGAUAAUAUUGCUUACUUCGCUGGCAUGGCUGCUGGUGGACGUAGUGCUCCUGGCCAUGUACUCCGACUGCUUCGGUGAUGGCUGGGACUGCAGCAAAAAAGCAGGCAGUGAUAAUGUCAUGCAGGUUAAUAAUAAAGAAGAGUUUAGAGGCAAAAAGGCUGCAAUUGCAGCUGCAUUGCAAGGAAAUCAGAUUGAUGAUGACACAAACUUAGAAGUGAAUGAAGUUGAAGAAGUGAUUGGAGAAGAUGGUAUUAUGCUGUCUCCAUACCCAAAGUCCAGGCUUAAGAGGUGGGAGGAAGCACCAUUUGUUAAACCUGAAGCAGAUGGAUUACCUGGAGAAAUGGGUAAGGCAGUGAAUAUUCCUAUAGAACAAGAGAAGCUGAUGUUGGACAAAUUCCAAGAGAACCAGUUCAAUCUGUUAGCCAGUGACAUGAUCUCAGUCAACAGGUCUUUGACUGACGUCAGGUUUGAGAAAUGCAGAGACAAGUCCUACCCUACCCUGCUGCCCACGACGAGUGUGGUGAUAGUAUUCCACAAUGAAGCCUGGACGACACUGAUUCGUACAAUAUGGAGUACUAUCAACCGAUCCCCGCGGCCACUUCUCAAGGAGAUCAUACUCGUUGAUGACGCGAGUGAAAAGGAACACUUAGGGAAGAAGUUGGAAGACUACAUCAAGACGUUGCCGGUGCCGACACAUUUGUUCCGCACUGAGAACAGGUCGGGUCUCAUCCGAGCACGUCUGCUGGGCGCCAAACAUGUCAAGGGUGACGUCAUCACCUUCCUCGAUGCCCAUUGCGAAUGCACAGAGGGCUGGCUCGAGCCGCUUUUGGCGCGUAUCGUGGAGGACCGAACGACAGUCGUGUGCCCCAUCAUCGACGUUAUAUCCGACACCACCUUCGAGUACAUUCAGGCUUCCGACAUGACGUGGGGAGGAUUCAACUGGAAGCUCAAUUUUAGAUGGUAUCGCGUGCCGGAGCGUGAGAUGGCGCGGCGCGGCGGAGACCGCACGGCACCGCUCCGCACUCCGACCAUGGCGGGCGGACUGUUCGCCAUCGACAAGGACUACUUCUACCAGAUCGGUUCCUACGACCAGGGAAUGGACAUUUGGGGUGGAGAAAACCUCGAAAUGAGCUUCAGGGUGUGGAUGUGCGGGGGCCGCCUGGAGAUAGCUCCGUGCUCGCACGUGGGCCACGUGUUCCGCAAGACCACGCCCUACUCCUUCCCCGGCGGCACCGGCCGCGUCGUCAACCACAACAACGCGCGCCUCGCUGAGGUCUGGCUCGACGACUGGAAGCAUUUCUACUACAAUAUUAACCCCGGCGCACUGAACGUGCCGGUCGGUGACGUCAGCGAGCGCAAGGCGCUGCGCGAGCGCCUCAAGUGCAAGAGCUUCAGGUGGUACCUCGAAAACAUAUACCCGGAGAGUCAGAUGCCGCUCGACUACUACUAUCUUGGAGAAAUCCGAAACUCGGAGACUUCCAACUGUUUGGACACGCUGGGCGGCAAGGCGGGACAACCGCUCGGCAUGGGAUACUGUCACGGAAUGGGCGGGAACCAGACCAGAAAAUCAAAGAAGACUAAGAAACGUGAAAAAAAACGAGUAAUACCGAUAUCGCAAGUGUUUGCGUACACGAAGCGUAAGCAGAUAAUGUCUGACGACAACUGCUUGGACGCGGCACAUCCGCGCGGCCCCAUCAAGCUGAUUCGAUGCCACGGCAUGCGAGGCAACCAGGAGUGGACUUAUGAUUCCAAGACGCGAACAAUAAAGCACACGAACACAGGCAUGUGCUUAGACAAGCCGGAGACGGGCGACGUGUGGAAGCCGGUGCUGCGGCCGUGCAACCGGUCGCGGGGGCAGCAGUGGCUCAUGCAGGUCGACUUCAAGUGGCAGGCCCGGCACCAGCCCAGCUAGUGAUCGUAUACCAUCAGGAAUGACAACGAUUGACCAUACCAGUCUUCCCCUCUCGUUAGAUAUCAGAUUUUAUUCCUAAUUCCUAUAACUGAAAUUUUAUAUGUAUUAGAUUUAAUGUAACGACACGUGGUCCGAGAACUGUUGACAAUACAUUAUGAAAGCUGUAAUUUGUUGUAUUCCCUGUAAACGUUGCUCAAUUUAGUAUUGCGUCGGAUGUGUUUGUGUGCUUCGUUUGACAUUGUUUAUUGUUUGAAUAGAGAUUAAUGCGAGAGAUAUUUAUUAUUAAAAAUAUAUUAUUAUAUAGUUAUGAAUCACUAUAUUUGGUUGCUUGUCGAAAGCUAGUGUAUUCUGUAGUGGAGCGUGGUGUCUGGUGGUUGAGGCCACGAACGAGCCAUUCGUAGACUUUAGUUACUUAAAUUUACUAAAAUAACUGGUAAUAUGCGCACGCGCAAUAGCUCUGGUGUUCGCAGAAUACUCCAUUCCAUGACCAGUUAAGUCUAGGUAAUGUUACGACAUAGUUAAUGUUUGUCUAUAUGUAUACAAUAGUUUCUCUUGUUCGUUAUACAUUAAUAUAUAAUUUGUCAAGUAUUUUCAGAUUCAUUCUGUCACUUCUCAGUCUGAUAGGCAUUUACAAUUGUUCUAACAUAAUUAUACUCUAUUUUCUAUACUGUAUAUUUCACUUGAGUAAGUACAUGACCAUAUCUCCGUACUGUUCUGUCUCGUUGUCUUCUAGUACUCGUAGCUCGUAGGGGACAGUCGUAAGCGUGUGGUGAUACUGCGGCUUUAUGUGAUGACUCGGUUAGUAAAGCUAGAGUAACGAGCUGCCUUCCAGUAGCACCAAGUAUCCGAUAAUGUUAUAUCUUCGUUAUAUUGUAGUUCUUGUAACAAAGUGUUAGGUUCUGUGCGGCCAUUGACCCCCGGAGAAUAUUUUCAUACGUUUGUGUCCAGUUAGAUCUAGUUUACGUACGUUAUGUUUACUGGAGCCGCGUGAGUCGCGCGUGGCGCCCUCUUAUGUGUUAUGCGAACUAUUCAAGUGUGAGAUUAUAUGUAGCUAAGGAAACUAUUUCAUGAGCUCGUUGUUACAUCUACAAAACGUUUCCUCGUCUUGUACGUGUAACAACAGCUCUUUAUUUUUAAAGCGACUGUUGCCUUAAUUAUUUUUAUGAUGUUUCAAAAUAUGGCGUUAUUGAUAGGAGUUAUAAAUAAUAAUGAAAAUAUUUUAGUGUAUCUAUAUCAUAUUUGAAAGGCUUGAUGGAAUUGCCUUUGUUAUGGUUUUCUCAUAUUAGUAUUUAAAAACGGUAGCUAAGUGGACGUUUUAGCAAAUUUCAUUCCUGUAUAAUUUAAUAUAAUAUAGUUUACAAUAAUACAUCGGGCCCUGACAACGAAAUUAUAUUUAAUUAGACGUGUUGCGUCAUAAUUAGUGGCGAGUUAUUUCUGUGGCGUAAUAUUAUUGCAUUUGUAUAAUUUAAAGAUUUGGUUGAACACAAAGGGCCGAGAUAAUUCCUCUCGAAGCCGAAUUAUUUCUGUACAUGAUUUUGGAUGUAUUUUAUAAAUUGGUUAGUGAUUUGAGUUAUAUCGCUUCUUAUUAUUAUUUAUUUCAUAAAUUUAAUAAAUGUAAGAUCAUAUCACUAUGUAAAGUAAAAAAUAAAAUGUAAAUUUAUGAUAGUAUUAGAAAAUUCGCGAGUUUAUUUAUUUACCUAAAUUGUAUACAGUACAUCACAGUAAAGUUGUAUGAAUAUACAAUUUGAAUAAACAGUCAUUAGAGAUUCCCAAGGGUUUCUGUUCCAGCCGACACUGUUUGUAUAUUGUUUAACGUUUUAACUUCACGGUCGCGCCGAAGUGGGCGGAGUAGAGUGCGAGUGCGGGCACUGUCGCCGCGGGCGCUGCGGCCCAGUAUUGUAGUCAUGUAGACGAUUAUUGUAAUUAUUGUACAUAAGUUGUUACGUCAAGAAUCGUCCAUAAUAAAAUACUUACAAAAACAAUGACGAUGUGUUCAUCAUGAAAGCAUUUAUUUGUCUAAGGUUCGAAUCUCAACAAAUAUUGAUGGAUUAAUAACCAGAAGUGCCAAAAUUAAUCAUCAAUUAUUGUUUUUAAAUGUUCAUUCAACCAUUCCAAUAAAUAAAAAAUCUAUAUUGUGACUAUGACAAUUGAAAUAAAUUAUUUGGACUGA
Messenger RNA from Spodoptera frugiperda (fall armyworm), 4363 nucleotides. RefSeq names its product polypeptide N-acetylgalactosaminyltransferase 5 (gene Pgant5). Gene Ontology annotation, cellular component: Golgi apparatus. Bases 247 to 2193 code for a protein of 648 amino acids. The transcript is spliced from 15 exons. The record is from RefSeq and is a predicted model, not a curated record. NCBI's taxonomy places the organism in Eukaryota, Metazoa, Arthropoda, Insecta, Lepidoptera, Noctuidae.